Messenger RNA from Pimephales promelas (fathead minnow), 2433 nucleotides. It is a transcript of the gene prpf38b, whose product is annotated as pre-mRNA processing factor 38B. The record is from RefSeq and is a predicted model, not a curated record. NCBI's taxonomy places the organism in Eukaryota, Metazoa, Chordata, Actinopteri, Cypriniformes, Leuciscidae.
CUUCCGCGCGCCAUCUUGUCCCCACAACUCGUCUCGGCGUAACAGAACGUUUCCCGUGCGUCUUCCAGCAUUACAUAGAAAACAGUCAAAAGAUAUAUAAAAUUAAUUCGAAUGAAUUAAGAUACGUCGGUCCACCACUCGCGCGCCUCGUUUGACGCGUUGUAGAUAUAUUCGUUUGGGGUAACGGUCAUUUUAUUUAGUUGUGAAUUUUAAUGGCGUUGUGAAAGCCCAGCCAUGGCGGUUAGUCAGCAGCAACAACAGCAGCAGGCCGUGAGCAAACCGGCCGGCGGGAAACACGGCAACGUUUUGCCGUUAUGGGGCAACGAGAAGACUAUGAACCUCAACCCGAUGAUCCUGACUAACGUCCUGUCGUCUCCCUACUUCAAGGUGCAGCUGUACGAACUCAAGACGUACCACGAGGUGGUUGACGAGAUUUACUUCAAGGUCAAUCAUGUGGAGCCAUGGGAAAAAGGCAGCAGGAAGACAGCGGGACAGACGGGAAUGUGCGGAGGGGUAAGUAGAAGUUCGAGGAGUUGGGACUGGUGGGAUCGUGUCCACUGCAUUUUGCUUGCUGUAUAAGCUGUUCACACUGAAACUGACCCGCAAACAAGUGAUGGGUCUCAUCACCCACACAGAUUCACCCUAUAUCAGGGCACUGGGCUUUAUGUACAUCAGACAUCGAUGUCGUGGUAUUCAAAUGAUGUGGAUUUGAAAACAGAAGGAAUCGUAAGGUAUACGCAACCUCCUCCUGACUUGGUUGACUGGUAUGAUGAGUUUCUUGACGACGAGGAGGUAUGUCACCACGGAUGGCCCUUGUGAUGCGGGUGGAUUGGAUAUAGGGUGUGCUCCACACUCUUGGCUGGCGUUCCUGAGUGCAGUUAGAAAAGCUCACCUACCCACUCCACCCCUUCACAGUCACCGGUGCAUCAUAUGUCAGCUGACCUGCAACCUCCUCAGCAUCGCACCUAUUUUGAGUCAGUGCAUAGAGUUGGACGUGAAGGCUGGAGGAGGAUGUGUAAUGACGGUCGGAGAGAUGCUCCGCUCCUUCCUGACCAAGCUGGAAUGGUUCUCAACAUUGUUCCCACGAAUACCUGUUCCUGUGCAGAAGGCAAUUGACCAGCACAUGAAGAGCCGACCACGUAAACCCCUGCAAAAAGAUGAGCAGGAGGAAGAGGAGGAGGUGGUGGCAACCGAUUCAGCAAGGCAUGGAGAUAAGCGCCGUUCCAGGACACCUAGGAAAAGUCAGAGUCCCAAGAGAUCCCAAAAUCGUUCCCGGAGUCGCAGCCAUCACAAAGAAAAACAUGGUGCCAGCUUCGACCGUGAACUGGAAAGAGAACGAGAUCGUCAACGCAAAGAAAGGGAGGGAAAGGACCGGGAUAGAGACAGGGACCGAGAGAGGGACAGGGAGAGAGAUCGAGAUAGACGGCGUUCAAGAACACCAGACCGAACCACAGAACGUCGACACAGCCGUAGCAAGGAACGACGUCGGAGUCUCAGUCCGAGCCGGGAGAAGCGGAAUGACAGGAAAGACCGAGAUAAAGAGAGGGAGGCAGAGAGUGAAAGAGAGCGUAGUCGCAGGAAAGACAGAGAGCAUCAUAAAGAUCAGGAGAGGUCAAAAGACAAGAGAAGAGAGGGAGAAGAGCGGAGGCACAAGGAUGAUAAGGAGGAUCGAAAGCACAGGGAAGAAAAGAGGAGUAAGCGCUCGAGUAGCAGAAGCAGAGACAGGAAACACAGAACCGAGCGAUCUAGUAAGAAACGCUCUCGCUCAGGCAGCAGGAGCAGGCAGGAAGUAGGGGAGAAGAACAGGAAGCGGGAUCACAGCCAUAGUAAGGAGCGGUCACACAAGCGCAGUCGCAGCAAAGAGCGCUCGCACCGUAGAGAAUCCAGCAAUGGACGAGAACAUGUAAAACAAGAACACCACAGUCCCGAACCCGGUGAAAGAACAAACAGUGUUCGAGCGGAGUCUCCCUGAUCCAAGUCUGUCUCCAACCUCUCUCUCAGAUUCCCUCCCUUUUUUCCGGUCCCUCUCUUAUUACUUCAUGUCCUUAUCUAUAAUCCUCUGUGCACCACCUGUGUUCAAGUAAACAAAUGGAAAAGGCUGGAAUUUUUUUUUUUUUUUUUCCCUUCCCUGCACUAUUAUCAGCCGAUUGUGUAGAUAUUAAAAAUGUGAUUUUCUCUCAGUUUCUGAUCGCCGGACUGAAAAUGGCAUUUUUAAAUCCUUUUUUUAAGUCCAGUUUCUCCCCCAAUUUGUUUUCAGGAUUCUCAUAAAUGGCUUUGUACAUAGAGCUCAGAGAAUGUUUUAAAGUUCAACACAGUUGACCACAGAGUUAAGUUUGUGCACAGGCUGCUGAAAGCUGUGCCUACAUUGCUGUUUGAUUCAUUGCUCUGUUGCAUCUCAUUUUCUAAUAAAAAAAAAUCUUGUAUGAAACAGAA